Messenger RNA from Monopterus albus (swamp eel), 928 nucleotides. It is a transcript of the gene mrpl20, whose product is annotated as mitochondrial ribosomal protein L20. NCBI's taxonomy places the organism in Eukaryota, Metazoa, Chordata, Actinopteri, Synbranchiformes, Synbranchidae. The record is from RefSeq and is a predicted model, not a curated record. Bases 17 to 466 code for a protein of 149 amino acids. Gene Ontology annotation, cellular component: ribosome. Gene Ontology annotation, molecular function: structural constituent of ribosome; rRNA binding. The transcript has 4 exons. Gene Ontology annotation, biological process: translation.
AGGCUGAUAAUCAAACAUGGUGUUCUUGACGUUGUCUUGUUGGAUCAGAAACCGGGGACCUGACAGAUACUGGAAAGUGCAAGAACUCCUCAAACAUGCACGGCACUUCAGAGGCAGAAAGAACCGGUGCUACAGUCUGGCUGUGCGGGCCGUCAGGAGGGCUUUCCUCUACGCCACCAAAGGCCGGAGGCUAAAGAAACGUAACAUGAGAAAGCUCUGGAUUACACGCAUUGCAGCAGCAUCCCGAGAGCAUGGCAUGAAGUAUCCCGUCCUUAUGCACAACCUCAUCAAGAGCAGCAUUCAGCUGAAUCGGCAUGCUAUCAGUGAUCUGGCCAUUACAGAGCCUCGGUCUUUCCUCUCACUUGCAAAAGUGGCACGAGCUCGGCAACAGGAGGGUUUCCGUGCAGCUCUGGGCGAUGGCAAAGAGCCUCCUGGCAUCUUCUCUCGUGUUGUUUUACUACAGUAAAGGACUUGAACUGUUAUGGAUUUCUUUGUGGCUUGAAGAGCACUGCUCUUAGAUUGUGGAGAUGUUCCUGAAACAGUCCACCAGACAUACACUCACCUCCUCUCUUCACACUUGUUAUAUCAUCUAAAUAUUUUUCCAAAAAUCAUAUGAUCAAUUUAGGUAAAUCACUUUUCCAGAGUUGUCCCCCGGUCAAUCACCCACCUUGAGGCCAGGGUCUGGUGAGACAUUUACUAGCUGACCAGAGAGUUACCACUCUGCACUGUCGCACUGGGUAAAUCCCAGUUCUCUUAAUUGCAUCAGACAGACUUCUGUAAAGGAUGUACUUGUGUAUCCUCAAUUAUAGCUCCUCCAGGCAGCCUCUUCACUCAGAGAGCAGAAAUAAGACCUUUGGAAUGUCCUUCAUCAUGGCAGACUGAAUCGACAUUCUUGUUUGAGUGAGGACCAAGGAACGAUAAAAAAAAA